AUGGGCAUCACGAGAUCAGCGAGCCAAACUUCAGUUCUACGCGGCCGUGUCGAGGAUGCUCGCCAGUAUUUGAGAUACCUGCUACAGGGUGGCUGGAUAACCCAGUCGGAGAGCAACAUGGCUCCACUAUACAAGAAGAACAGACACAAGCGGCAACAGCAGACCUUCCGCAGUCAUGGUGACUUCGUGAUAGGAAGUUCUUUUACUCUUACGCCUGGUCAGAUCGUUACCGUUGGGGACACACCUAUUGUGGUAGAGACCUCAGAAGGCAAGACCAAGAUUGUCGUGGGGACUACUGUCAUCUCUCUGCAACCUUUUCAACCUGCUAUCACAGACGCGCACAUGUCGCAGCCACCGGUCCUACUUCCACCAAUACUCACCAUCGGUACCGAAGUCAUCGCACCCAAUGCGCAGACAGAAUACGUUAUUGCAGACCAAACUCUUUCUCCAGGCGACGAGCCCCUGACUAUAUCCGGAACAACACUCAUUCUCGCACCUUCCGCGACGGCACUCAUCAUCAACGGCGAAACAUCCAGUAUCACUCCAAUGUCUGGUAACGUGUAUACGUCCACAGUCGCGGCUGCCUUGACCUUCAAAGAUCAUGUGUAUACGCCGAAUCGCGCUGGCUACAUUGUGAUAAGUCCUGGCACGACUUUGGUCCCUGGAGGCGCCCCCGUUACAGUUGACGGCACAACGUUGAGCCUCGAGCAUAGCGGAACUGCCGUAGUCGUCCAAGGCACUACAAUGAGUCUUCAACCGGUCACGACAGUCGUCACAUUGACCAAGGGGCCAGAUGCGCUUGGGACAGGGUCGGGUGGAGAUGGCGGGAAUGUUCACGGGCAGUCGACUGGCAACGGCUAUGCUUACCCCACAGGAGAACCGAUCAUCGCGGGAGCGACACGAACUAGUAGUGCGAUACCAGAAAAUUGGCUGGGAAGCUUCCUGUUGCUGAUAUGGUGGGGUACGGGGUAUCUUGCAGUCCGACUAUGA
Molecule: messenger RNA, 990 nt
Organism: Alternaria triticimaculans
Lineage: Eukaryota; Fungi; Ascomycota; Dothideomycetes; Pleosporales; Pleosporaceae
Exons: 2
Coding region: 1-990 (329 amino acids)
Source: RefSeq, a predicted model, not a curated record